Messenger RNA from Sturnus vulgaris (Common starling), 1557 nucleotides. RefSeq names its product R3H domain and coiled-coil containing 1 like (gene R3HCC1L). The record is from RefSeq and is a predicted model, not a curated record. Lineage: Eukaryota; Metazoa; Chordata; Aves; Passeriformes; Sturnidae.
AGGAGGAGAGGUCUCUUCUGGCAGAGCAGAGCAUAGGUUGUGCCACUGGGGUACCAGAGGAAGAGGAGAUGUCGGGAGGCAGAGCUGAGCUUCCUGGGGAGAGCACCUUGUGUGCACCAGGAGCCAGCUGUGAACCUGUGUUCUUGAGAAGUAGCAUGGGCGAUGUUCCAGUACUGCCAGGGGGGAACACUCCACAACAGGACAUGGGCAGCCCAUCCCAGCUCCUGCCUGUCACGGAGGAGAGCACUGCUGGUGCUGGGGAGCCCAGUGGGGAGGAUGACCUGGUGCCUGCUGUAGAGGAAGCAGGCAGCACUUCAGCCUGCACAGAUAACAGUGCUGAGAGCAGCCCGUGGGAGGGAGCACCUCUGGAAAGGUGUGAUCCCCCACCGCCCCUAGAGCUGCUAUGCCAUGGCAUGGAGGGGAUCUCACCUGCAUCCUGGGCCAAGGAGCUGUCAAGGCCAGAUGAGGAUGUGGGCUCGCUGCAGAAGCACCAGGAGGCUGAGAAGGAAGAGAGAGGUCUCCACAGCAGCUCCUCUAAGGAAGGACAGACCAGUGCCAGUGCUGAAACCCUGAGCCAGACCAGCCCAGGUGCUGAGGAGAGCUGGGAUAUGCUGUUCAACGAUGACGGGGACUGCCUGGACCCACGCCUGCUGGAGGAGCUCUCAGGGGGUGAGAAGCACCAGGAGAGCCAGCAGUCACCCCGCUUCAACUACUAUGGGGCUGAACCUGCUGUGCCAGACAUCAGUGAUGAUGAGCUGCCCCACGUCAUCGAGAUCUACGAUUUCCCCUCGGAUUUCCGCACCGAGGAUCUGAUGCGCAUCUUCUGCAGCUAUCAGAAAAAAGGCUUUGAUAUUAAGUGGGUGGAUGAUACGCAUGCCCUGGGUAUCUUCUCCAGCCCCAUAACAGCACGAGAUGCCCUCAGCACCAAGCACCUGAUGGUGAAGACACGCCCACUCUCCCAGGGCACUCGCGCCUCUAAAGCCAAAGCCAGGGCAUAUGCUGAGUACCUGCAGCCAGCCAAGGAGCGCCCUGAAACAUCAGCUGUCCUGGCCAGGCGGCUUGUGAUUGGUGCCCUGGGGGUACGGAGCAACCAGACACCAGCCCAGCGAGAUGCUGAGAGAAGGAAGCUGCAAGAAGCUCAAGAGAGGAAGCGCCUGGAGAACAAGCAGCGGGAGGAUGCCUGGGAGGGCCGGGACUGAGCCAGGAGGCUGCACUUUCAGCCCGUGUCCCUCUCUGCAGGCAGGCAGAGCACUCUAUGUGUCAGAGCUGGGACAGAUUCUGCACUGUGUCCAAAAAGCACUGGGCUGCUUCACCGAAAGAGCUGAGCAGCACGUGGGCUGGUUGGUGCUGGGGGGAUGCUGUUGCUGUCAGGCAGCACUGCCCAUCCUGCCCAGGGCAGAGGCCCCAAGGCUGCCAGCCAUAGCAGGAACAACAGCAAGAUGCAGGGAGCUCAGCAGAGAGCAUGGGGGACUGUGUGGGGCAGCCCUGGCCACCUGGCAGGGCCUUGUGAGUGAGAGUUUCUGUUCUUUAUUUUGCUAAUAAAUGCCAUUUAUUUUA